This is a messenger RNA of Corythoichthys intestinalis (scribbled pipefish), 1563 nucleotides long. Its product is annotated as E3 ubiquitin-protein ligase Midline-1-like. The coding region runs from base 1 to 1563 and encodes 520 amino acids. The record is from RefSeq and is a predicted model, not a curated record. The transcript has 6 exons. Lineage: Eukaryota; Metazoa; Chordata; Actinopteri; Syngnathiformes; Syngnathidae. Gene Ontology annotation, molecular function: metal ion binding; protein binding.
AUGGAACCUCUAAACGAAACUCUGAAGUGUCCUGCCUGCCAGGAUUUAUUCACAGAUCCUGUGAAACUGCCAUGUAGACAUGACUUCUGUCUCACCUGCAUCCAGACAGUCUGUGAGGAGGGUCCUCUUUUUUGCCCGGAAUGUCAGAUCCUGCUACCACCCAACCUCACACUUGAAAUAGACGCAAACCUUCAAAACAGAGUGAAGGAAUUCAUUAUCAAAUCAUCAACAGAAGCCAAAUCUUCAACUAUCUUCUGUGACCACUGCAUAGAGACGCCAUCCGAAGCUAUUAGGACCUGCCUGACCUGUGACGCCUCCCUGUGCCAGGCUCAUGCCCUGUUGCACCAGCAAAGAUCUGCCCUGAGGGAGCAUACCGUGGUCAAUGUGACACAGGAUCUGCUGUCUUUAAAGUGCAAGGAGCACCGUGACGAGCUUAAGCUCUUUUGCUUGGAGGACAGAGUCCCUAGCAUGUUGGAGACAACUGUGAAACAGCUGCUGCAAAUAAGAUGUGAAGCAGAGAACGCCAUUAAGGACUUGGAGUUCAUGUAUACACAAACAAUGAUGUCGUCAGCGGAUUUCAGAGAGCGCAUCUCCGACAAAUACAACCGGAUCCGAGUUGUGCUGGACGGCGACGAGCGUCUGAUGAUGCAGAUCAUUGAUGCAGAGGAGGAAUACAUGAGCGAGUGGUUGGAAUCACAGAGAGGGAUAGUGGAGGCUCACAUCAAGGAAAUCGAUAACCUAAGAGUGUCCAGUAAAUUACUCCUGCAAGAAACACAUGACUUCAGCUUCAUACAGCAAAUCACCGCACAGAAUAUGUGUGACCCACCAAAAUUGGCACCCAUUCAAAAAAUAGACAGAGAGUUGUGUGAGCCUGACAAGAUGAGAACAGUAGAGAAGCUUGUGGAUGACCUGUCAGUGGCUUUGUCUCAGUACUUUCCCCGAAUGUGGUCCUAUUUAAGUUGUCCAGCUCUUGACUUAAAAACAGCCCACCCAAAGCUGGAGAUAUCUCAGGAUGGGAGACAAGUGUGCUGGGGAGUGCAACCUUCUGGUGAUGCUUCAACCACUCGGCCGUAUGAUUCCCAAUACAGUGUUUUUUCUCAGAAGAGUUUUACCAGUGGCCAACAUUACUGGGAAGUCAUUGUUCAGGAGAAACCAUACUGGCUGAUAGGUGUUACCUCUGGUCCAAUCACUGGAGACUUUGAUGUGAAGCAUUCUGGUCUGGGUGUGAAUAAGACUUCUUGGUGCAUAUACCAUGGUGAGGGAUUGUACAUGGCGUGCCAUGACACCCAAGAGAAACAGCUGAAUGUUGGGAAGAAAGUUAGAAAGCUGGGCAUACUGGCAAAUCUCCCGAAGGGGGAGCUGUCGUUCUAUAAUGCGGACACCAUGACCUUACUUCACUCUUUCUGCGUGGAGUGCAAAGAGCCCCUUUUCCCAAUGUUGAACCCUUGCAUUGAUGUGAAUGGACUAAACAGGCAACCCUUGACUAUGUUUUGGAUUAAGGACCCCUGGGAUUGGAGUGGCAACACGGAUGGAGGUGAUGAGAAACUUUCUAGUUUGUCAUAA